Molecule: messenger RNA, 1617 nt
Organism: Cryptosporidium muris RN66
Lineage: Eukaryota; Apicomplexa; Conoidasida; Eucoccidiorida; Cryptosporidiidae
Product: DEAD/DEAH box helicase family protein
Exons: 1
Coding region: 1-1617 (538 amino acids)
Biological process (GO): mRNA splicing, via spliceosome
Cellular component (GO): catalytic step 2 spliceosome
Molecular function (GO): RNA binding; ATP binding
Source: RefSeq, a predicted model, not a curated record
AUGCUUAGAUUGGGAGAUCUACAAAGGUUAGACGAGUAUCAAGGUGACAAAAACUAUCUGGAGACUGAUAAAAUUCAGAUAGAGCAGAUUAAAAGUUUUUAUAUUGGACAGAAGAAAAGGAGUAAGGCAUUGGAAAGUAGACAUAAACGAAUUUUCCAAUUCGAAUGGGAUACAAGUGAAGAUACCUUGAAAAAUGAAUCUAAUAUAUUGUAUAAAAACCGCUUAAAACCUAAUGUGGCAAAGGUCAUGAGAAUUGAAGAUAACCAACCUAGCAAUACUGAAGUUAGUGAUACUCACUGGAGUUACAAGAAACGAGGGGAGAUGACAGCAAGAGACUGGAGGAUUUUUCAAGAAGAUCACUCAAUUAGUACUAGAGGAAGUAAUAUACCAGAUCCAAUUCGUAAUUGGAAUGAAUGUGAGGAUAUUGGGAUUCCAACUGAACUUUUAAGCAGUAUUAAACAUGAUAAACCUACAAGCAUACAGAUGCAGUGUAUACCAAUAGGUAUUCAAAUGCGUGACUUAAUAGGAAUUGCAGAAACGGGAAGUGGAAAGACUUUGGCAUUUUUACUUCCUUUACUCUCAUAUGUCUAUAAGUUACCUUUACUAAACUUUGAUACUGCUCAGGAUGGUCCAUAUGGCUUGAUACUGGCACCUGCGAGGGAAUUAGCAUUACAAAUAGAAUUAGAAGCCCAAAAGCUAUUGAAGAAAGAAAUUGGGAUUAGAACUUUGUCAAUUGUUGGUGGAAGAAGUGUAGAAAAGCAAGCAUUUGAACUACGCAGGGGUGUAGAAAUUAUAAUUGCAACACCUGGGAGAAUGCGAGACUGCCUCGAGAAAUCACUAACAGUACUGACACAAUGCAAUUACAUAAUACUAGAUGAGGCCGAUCGGAUGGUCGAUAUGGGGUUUGAAGAUUGCCUCAAUUAUAUAUUGGAUCAAAUACCCGCGAACUACGAGAGAGGUAGUGAAGAAGGGAAUACUAAGAUAUUGAAAAAUAGAUAUGGAUGCAGAAAUCACAGAAUUACUCAAAUGUUUAGUGCUACAAUGCAAAGUGAAGUAGAGAAGAUUGCUAGGAAGUACUUGAAAUUUCCAUUGUACGUAACUAUUGGAGAUAUGGGCUCAGGAAAAAAGUCGAUACAGCAAAUAUUAAACUUUAUAUCAGAAAAUAAGAAACAAAGUACUUUAAUUAAUGUACUAAAUAAUUAUGAAUAUGCUAUACCCCCUAUAAUAAUAUUUGUUAAUCAGAAAAAGACUGUAGAUAUAGUGUGCAGGAGUAUUGCCUCAAAUGGGUUCAAGGUUAUUGGUCUUCAUGGAGGGAAGAUACAAGAACAAAGAGAAAAUAAUUUGAAUUUAUUUAGAAAUGGGAUAUAUGAUAUUUUAGUUGCAACUGAUGUUGCUGGGAGAGGAAUUGACAUUGCAAAUGUAAACUUAGUUAUAAAUUAUGAUGUCCCUUCAACAAUUGAUACGUAUACGCAUAGAAUAGGACGUACUGGACGAGCUGGAAAGUCUGGGGUAGCAAUUUCAUUUGUUACACAGCAAGAUUCAAAUUUAUUCUCUGAACUUAAAAAGAUUCUCAUUUCUACAAACAACAUUGUACCUGCUGAACUUAACAACAUAUAA